This is a messenger RNA of Aspergillus campestris IBT 28561, 1302 nucleotides long. Its product is annotated as putative cysteine synthase. The record is from RefSeq and is a predicted model, not a curated record. Gene Ontology annotation, molecular function: cysteine synthase activity. The transcript has 5 exons. Lineage: Eukaryota; Fungi; Ascomycota; Eurotiomycetes; Eurotiales; Aspergillaceae. Bases 1 to 1302 code for a protein of 433 amino acids. Gene Ontology annotation, cellular component: cytoplasm.
AUGUCGGAUCAUUCGCGCCUCUACAUGGGCACGGCCUUUGUGGCUGGCGUCUGUCUCACCGUCCUGUGCAAAGAUCUCUUCUAUCCCGAGCUGGAGGAUCGUCUCCGCGAGUACCGCGCUCAUCGUCCCGCACCGAGCUCGGAUGAUGAACCUCCGCUGUCGGCACGGCCAGGUCCUCCGGCGAUUGUCGAUGGCGUUGAGGGAUGUAUCGGGAAUACGCCUCUAUUUCGCAUCAAAUCCUUGUCUGAUGUGACGGGGUGUGAGAUUCUGGGGAAAGCCGAGUUCUUGAACGGCGCAGGUCAGAGCUCCAAGGACCGAGUUGCACUCAGCAUGAUUGAAAUUGCCGAAGAGCUGGGCAUCUUGACCCCCCACUCGGGAGAUACCAUCUACGAAGGAACCUCCGGAUCUACUGGAAUUUCGCUGGCCACAUUAGCCCGCGCCAAAGGCUACCUUGCGCAUAUAUGUAUGCCCUCCGACCAAGCAAUCGAAAAAUCCGACCUACUCCUAAAACUAGGCGCCAUCGUAGACCGCGUUCCCCCCGCCCCAAUCGUCGAAAAAGACAACUUCGUCAAUCGCGCACGAUCUCUCGCCCGCGCCCACACGGCGUCCUCCGGGACAAACUCAGGUACAUCGACCCCGGAUCUACCGGAUCUACCUACUCCGUCCGACGGACGGGGUUUCUUCGCAGAUCAGUUCGAGAACGAAGCAAACUGGCAAGCGCACUACAACGGCACGGGCCCCGAGAUCUACGCCCAGUGCGACGGGAAGCUGGACGCCUUUGUUGCGGGCGCCGGAACAGGCGGCACUAUCUCUGGCGUGGCGCUCUUCCUGAAGCCGCGGAUCCCGAAGCUCAGUGUUGUGCUGGCCGAUCCACAGGGUAGUGGGCUGUAUAACCGAGUCCGCUACGGUGUUAUGUUCGAUCGCAAGGAGAAGGAGGGCACACGGCGUCGUCGACAGGUAGACACCAUCGUCGAGGGGAUCGGCAUCAAUCGCGUCACGGCGAAUUUCGAGGCCGGAAAGGAGCUGGUUGACGAUGCGGUCCGAGUGACGGACGCCCAGGCUCUGGCUAUGGCUAGGUGGCUGGUAGAAAAGGAUGGGUUAUUUAUUGGAAGCAGCAGUGCUGUGAACUGUUUUGCGGCUGUCAAGACCGCGAUGAAGCUGGGCCCUGGCCAUAGGAUUGUGACUGUCUUGUCCGAUUCUGGAUCGAGGCAUCUCUCUCGGUUCUGGGCUAAGGCUGGUAAUGUCGGAGGGGCCGUUGAUACAAAACUGGAAGACGUUCUGAACGCGGUAGACAGCUCAUGA